Molecule: messenger RNA, 2654 nt
Organism: Cucumis sativus (cucumber)
Lineage: Eukaryota; Viridiplantae; Streptophyta; Magnoliopsida; Cucurbitales; Cucurbitaceae
Product: triacylglycerol lipase 2
Exons: 13
Coding region: 154-1665 (503 amino acids)
Biological process (GO): lipid metabolic process
Source: RefSeq, a predicted model, not a curated record
AAAAUUUCAAAAUAAAAGUUCAUUUAUAACUGCGCUAUCAAAAUUAUAUAUAAAAAAAGUGAGCGAUCGGAGGAUCGAAUUCUUAGGAGGAAAUCGUCAAAAUUCUGAGUAAUCAAUCUGGAAAUCUGAUCCUUGACCUCUCUAGUAUGCACUAUGCAGAGAUUAAGGGCCUCAGGAACUUCGAUUGUAAGCUCGAUUUCAGCUGCUAGGUUGAAGAGGAAGGCAGUAAAUUCAUGGACCGCCGUUCAGGAUACUUUCUAUUCUACCAAGGAUGUAUUCGAAAGGCACAAGGUGGUUUUUACAGUCGGGACUUCUGUUGCAUCAGUCGCAACCGCCUGGAUUGGGUACACUUUACGGCAUUAUCAUGACAUCCGAGUUGACAGAAGACUUGAAUCUAUUGAGGAAGCUAUGAGAACAAGGCGUCAACUUGAGCAUUCUGAACUUACAAAGGCUGUUAAUGUAGGAAAGAUCAGCGUGCCUGCUUGCUUUGCUACUGCUGGAACUUGUUUGAUUAUUGGAUACUGUUUGGGAUGGCGAGGUGGAAAACAGUAUGCAAACAAGCAGUUUAGAAGAGAGCAGAUGAAGUUGUUGGGGGAGAUUAAACCUAGAUGGCCAUUGCUCAUGAGGGUGAUUACAACCGAUGGGUUUAUUCUCAGCAUGCAGAGGAUUCCAUCAAGGAGGACGAAUUCAGCCAAUGGGCCGCCAGUUCUUCUACAGCACGGCCUUCUAAUGGAUGCUGCGACAUGGUUGAUGCUUCCUCCGGAAAGUUCUCUGGCAUUUGUUUUGGCGGAUAAAGGGUUUGAUGUGUGGCUUGCAAACACUCGUGGAACUAAAUUUAGCCAAGGACACUCGUCACUUGGCCCUGAUGAUCCUGGAUUCUGGGACUGGUCAUGGGAUGAAUUGGUGGCUUUUGAUCUUCCUGCCACACUCCAGUAUGUUCAUGAUCAUACUGGGCAGAAGAUGCACUAUGUUGGACACUCAUUGGGAACACUGACUGCCCUUGCUGCAUUUUCCAAACACCAAUUGCUGGACAUGCUGAGAUCAGCUGCUUUAAUUAGCCCAAUUGCCCAUUUGGGUAAAGUAACCUCGCCAAUUGCAAGAAAUGCUGCAGAUAACUUUCUUGGUGAGGUUUUGUUCUGGUUGGGUGUCAAAGAGUUUGAUCCAAGAGGGAAGGCUGGGAUUCAACUUCUCGUCGAAGUCUGUGCAAAACCAGGCGUUGAUUGUGUCAAUUUAUUGACUUCUUUCACAGGCCAGAACUGCUGUCUCAAUCCCUCUGUCUCACAAAUUUUCCUAACCCAUGAGCCUCAACCAACGGCAACAAAGAACAUGAUUCAUCUGUCUCAAAUGAUCAGAAGUGGAACCAUAUCAAUGUACGAUUACGUUGACGUAAUUCAAAACAUUAAACACUAUGGGCAACCAACUCCUCCAGAGUACAAUAUGGCAAGCAUUCCUACUGACUUUCCUCUCUUUCUUACCUAUGGAGGGGCUGAUGCCUUGUCUGAUGUCAAUGAUGUUCAACUCUUGUUGGAUAACCUCAAAGAUCACGACGGAGAUAAGCUUGUAGUUCAGUUUAGAGAAGACUAUGCUCAUGCUGAUUUUGUUAUGGGCGAAAAUGCUAAGCAAGCUGUGUAUGAUCCUCUUAUCGCUUUCUUUAAUCUUCAAUGAAGAAUUAAUGUUAUGUGAAUAUCAUGUCUAUAUUCAAAUAUUUAACUGCAUUUAAUCGUUGGUGUCGAUGAACUUGUAGAACGAUAGUAGGAAAUAUUGCAAUGGUCAACCGAGGAUACAGGUGGUUCUUACAUUGUUUGUAACUUAUGUAACUAUAAAAAGAAUGAUUGAAAAGGGAAAGAAACUCUUAUACCAAGAUUUUGUGAAUGAAUUUUUGCUCUUAAUGUUAACCUUUAUACCUUUAUCCAUCCACACAUCUUUAUGUUCAGCCUUGAUUUUCAACUUUGAGAUUUGGUUGUACUGUCAGUAUGCUGGGGAUGGGAGCUCCUCAUUCAUAGACAGAGAAUGACAGUGGCCCUUUACAGCUCUCUCACGUAUUAACCGACAACGUCGUUUCCUUCAUUAUCAUUUGUCACAAGAGUGAAGCAACCAGAAUGGAUAGCAAAAUGGCAACAUUAAACAAGAUUUCUUCUAAACUGUAUCUAUAUUGUAGGAAAUACAAGAGUUAAAACAGCAGCAUCAUUCAUAUUCACGAGGAAACUGACCUCUAUCUCUCAAAGAUAGAUGUUUGGCCUGAGGCUGAAGUGACUCUGAGCUGCAACAUGAGCUGCUACUAGAGGAUCGCGGUCGACAUCAUUGUUAACUGCACUGUAACACUUUUUCUUUUUCGAUGGCAGAAAGAGUUCUUCACAGAAAAUGACACAUGGAGGUGAAGUCGAAGUCUUGAGUUUGUGUUUCUUAGCGUGCGUGGACACCACCAUUUUCCUCAGCUUUCUGAAACAUUUCACAAGCUUCUUCAUCCUCAUCAAGUUGGUUAGUUGGCUUGUCUGGUUGAAACUCUGAUAUAUUUUGAGUGCUACUCACCGAAUCACAUAUAAUGUAUGGUGCUGUUUCUUUGUUUAUUUGAUGGAAGUCUCAAGUGUGCUUUUAUGUAUGUCUAUAGGUUGUUACUUCAUGCAUGAAUGAGAAAGCAACUAAUAGGUUUGUCC